Molecule: messenger RNA, 1684 nt
Organism: Aaosphaeria arxii CBS 175.79
Lineage: Eukaryota; Fungi; Ascomycota; Dothideomycetes; Pleosporales
Product: succinate-semialdehyde dehydrogenase
Exons: 4
Coding region: 58-1533 (491 amino acids)
Biological process (GO): GABA catabolic process
Molecular function (GO): succinate-semialdehyde dehydrogenase (NAD+) activity
Source: RefSeq, a predicted model, not a curated record
UUUACCCGACUUGCGGCAUACAUCUCAAUCGUGUUAUUUCUUUUCAUAGAGUUCAAAAUGGCAAUCAAAGCUACAUCAUUUCUACGCGAUGGCUCGCUGCUCAAGACGCAAUGCUAUGUCAAUGGCGAGUGGGUCGGAGCAGCGUCUGGGAAGACAUUUUCAGUCGAUAAUCCCUCGACAAAUGUUGAGGUAGCCAAGUGCCCUGAGUUUGAUGAACAUGAUACAGAGGCUGCAAUUGAGCAAGCCCAAGAGGCCUUCCGGUCUUAUCGAAAGACAUCAGCCAGAACGAGAGCCCGCCUUCUGCGAAGAUGGUACGAGCUCAUGAUUGAGAAUGUCGAAGAUCUGGCACGCAUCAUCACAUGGGAGAAUGGCAAGCCAUUAGCCGAUUCCAGGACGGAGGUGAACUACGCUGCGAGCUUUUUGGAGUGGUUUUCGGAAGAGGCACCCCGAAUCUAUGGCGACACGAUCCAGGCCAGUAACGCCAAUUGUCGACUUAUCACCCAAAAAGAGCCGGUCGGUGUGUGCGGUUUAAUUGCUCCUUGGAACUUCCCUGCGGCAAUGAUUACACGCAAAGCUGGACCUGCUCUCGCCGCCGGUUGCUCUGUUGUCGUGAAGGCUCCUGCGGAAGCACCGUUAACAGCGCUUGCGCUUGCAGAGCUCGCUCAUCGAGCUGGAAUCCCUAAAGGAGUAGUCAACGUGAUUACAGCGUUAGACAAUACUGUAGCAGUUGGCAAGGUCCUUACGACAAAUCCUAUCAUCAAAAAGGUCUCAUUUACAGGCUCAACCCCGGUCGGAAAGCUUCUGAUGCAGCAGUCAUCAUCAACGCUGAAGAAAUUGUCCUUUGAGCUUGGAGGCAAUGCUCCAUUCAUUGUUUUUGAAGACGCCGAUCUCGAUGUCGCACUCGCUGGCUUGAUUGCGUCCAAGUUCCGGAUUUCGGGUCAGACUUGCGUGUGCGCAAAUCGCAUACUGGUGCAUAGGAACGUGUACGACAAAUUCAUCUCCAUGACGGUUGAAGCAGUAAAGCAAUUCCGGAUAGGAGAUGGUAUGGCUGAGACUACCACGCAUGGUCCCCUCAUUCAUGGCAGGGCGAUAGCAAAGGUUGAAGAGCAUGUCAAGGACGCGGUUUCCAAGGGUGCUCGCGUCGUUCAUGGCGGCAAGCGUCUUGAUCUCGGAUCCAACUUCUUCGAUAUUACUGUACUCGCUGACAUGAAGCCGGGCAUGAAGGUCGGCGUUGAGGAGACAUUUGGCCCAGUUGCUUCAUUCUACCCAUUUGACACUGAGAAGGAAGCCAUUGAUAUGGCUAAUGAUUCAGAGGUUGGUUUGGCAGGUUAUUUCUUCAGCAAGGACUCGAGUCGUUGCUGGAGGGUGGCUGAGGCCCUUGAGGUAGGCAUGGUUGGUGUCAAUGUCGGAGCCAUCAGCGAUCCAGCUGCACCAUUCGGUGGUGUGAAGCAGAGUGGUUUCGGGAGAGAGGGCAGCAAAUAUGGCAUUGACGAAUUCCUCGUCACUAAGAUGAUCAUGACUGGAAUCCAAUAGGGAAAUUAUUUGUAGCAUUUGCGAUCGUAGGCAAAGACCGAACAUAUAGAGGCUGUGGCAGUCCUUUGCUUUGCUAUGUUAGAUAAGGAAGCCCAAAAAUGAAUGUACAUAAUGUUUUGCAGCACGACUCCCCUACUGCGGUAUAGAGAAC